Oryzias melastigma (Indian medaka) is the source of this 3903-nucleotide messenger RNA. RefSeq names its product myotilin (gene myot). Gene Ontology annotation, cellular component: plasma membrane; axon. Lineage: Eukaryota; Metazoa; Chordata; Actinopteri; Beloniformes; Adrianichthyidae. The record is from RefSeq and is a predicted model, not a curated record. Gene Ontology annotation, molecular function: cell-cell adhesion mediator activity. Gene Ontology annotation, biological process: dendrite self-avoidance; axon guidance; homophilic cell-cell adhesion.
GCUUCACCCAGAGCUGUGAACCUCCAAUGACUAAGCCAUGCCUGGCAGCCACGCAGCACAUUUGCAUUUAUCUGGUUUUAUCCUGGAUCUGUACGUUUGACCUGCAGGGUUCAGAAGUUCUGUGGGUGUCUCGGAGAGCGGCUGAAACAUGGCACAAGUCCAGAGGAUGCAGAAGAAGACCAGCACCAUGUCUCUGACCAUCUCCUCCUCCUCUUCUGUUUCUUCCUCCCGAGAGAUCUCCUCCUCCUCCUCUUUGGCUCAGAGACACUCCAGCCUGGUGCAGCCGCUGUGUGUCGACCCUCAUAGGACUCAAAGUCCCGUCUAUAAUCAGCAGAAUUCAGGGAACGGAGUCGCUCCCACUUUUGUUAAGUGCCUCCAUGACGUGUCCACAGUGAAGGGUCAGCUGGUGGUCCUGGAGUGCCGCCUGAGAGGGACCCCCCCUCUGCAGGUCAUGUGGUACAGAGAGGAUAAACAAAUUUUAGACUCGGAGGACUUCAGGAUCCUGCGCAAGAAGGCCAGCUCUGCCUCAGUGCCAGAGGAGCUGUGUACUCUGGUGAUCACUGAAGCUUUCCCUGAAGAUUCGGGUUUAUUUAAGUGUGUAGCUCUUAAUUCCUUUGGCAGUGUCUCCUGUUUGGCCACUCUGGAGGUUUUCAAUGACCUGGAGGAGCAGCUGGAGUUUGAGGCCAUGCAGCAGCAGCAGGAGAGAAUUUCUCACAGACAAGAAAAAGUGAAAGACAGCUCACUGGAGACUGCGUCGUCCAGGCAGAGCUGCGACGACUUUCCUCCUGAGCUGCCAAACCUCAUGAACCUUCCUCCUCCAGAGUGGCCUGACAGUCCUUUGGAUGACAACAGCUUUCCAGAUUACUACCAGUCCCUACCGGUCAAACCGUCCUCUGAAGAACCUCAUGGUUACAGCGAGGAAGAAGACGUCCAGAGUCCAAACCGACAAAGGUCACCUGAGAUCCUUUUAGGAGUCUCUACGCCGAGUCCCCCUCCUCCACCUUCUCCACCUCCAGAAGCUCAAGUGAAGGAGAAAGCUCCAGCGGCCAAACUGUUCACCCCAAGCAAGCUCAGCUUCUCUUCCUCCCAGUCAGGAGGCAACAACAUGAACCUGUCGGACCUCCCCACCUUCACUCCCAGCGCCUUCCCCCCCAGUGCCUUCAACUACGAGCGACCGCGGCAUUUUAUCCAAUCACAGCCGGCCUUUCAGGCUCCGAGCUACGACAGUGUUCUACGGGACGCGCAGGAGAACCACAGCAGCCCGCAGAACCUCAAUGGAGCCCAGCUCAGUCACACUGAUGGUUCAGUCAAAGCUUCACAAGCCCAGACGCUGCCAAAGUCCACACUGCAGUCUCAGUUCCAGUCCCUUAGUCUGACCCAGAACCAGUCAGCCACCCAGAACCAGUCGGUCAGUCACUCCCAGAUCGAAAACCAGAUGGUCAAUCACUCCCAGAACCAGUCGGUCAGCCACGCUCAGACCCAGUCGGUCAGCCACGCUCAGAUCGAGAACCAGUCGGUCAGCCACGCUCAGACCCAGUCGGUCAGCCACUCUCAGAACCAGUCGGUCAGCCACUCUCAGAACCAGUCGGUCAGCCACUCUCAGAACCAGUCAGUCAGCCACUCUCAGACCCAGAACCAGUCUGUCGGCCACUCCCAGAUCCAGAACCAGGUGGUCAGCCAAUCUCUGAUCCAGAACCAGGCCAAUGGAACACGGAAGUCCUCUCCAUCUUCCUCCAGCCUCAGCUCCCCGACCUCCACCCCAGCUUUCUCUGCUGCACCUCCUCCUCCUCCUCCUCGGUCUUCCUCCCCCACCCCCAUUAACACGUCCUCCCUCCCUCGCUCUACUGUGCGCUCCACCAUCACUCUCACUCCCAGAGUUCCUAGCGCCACCGGCCUCGGCAGUGCCACCCUCCCAGCCAAUCAGGACGCUGUGUCCGCCUCCGCUGCGUACCUCUGUUCGGUGCUGCCCUCCAACUCUUCCAAGUUAUCUCCCAACUCCUCUUUUCCCCACGCCUCCAUCUCCCCCUCCCGCUCCCCACUCUCUCCCUCCAGCCCCCUCCUCCCGCUGAAGACAUCGUCCUCCUCAUCCUCCCUCCCUCAGCAGCUUCCACCUGUCUCCCCUUCCUUCCCUCACUCCCCCCUUUCUCCCUCUUCCUGGUCACAACACGACACUCCCCCCAGCCGGAACAGGGUGACGCCUGCCGUCGUUUCUCUGCCUGCCAGUUACAAAGGGACGCCAAACAGUAUUCCCAAACCCAUCCUGAAGAAGUCCAUAGCACCUCGACCCUCUUCGUCCCGCUCCACAGACGAAGACAUCCAGGGCUCCAAAGACGCCCUGAUUCAGGAUCUGGAGAAGAAGCUUCGCUCUAAGGAAGCCCGGAGGAGACACAGCCAGAAACUCUCCUAUGAGGAGCGAAUGGCUCGAAGGCUGUUGGGUCCAGAAAAUGCGACUUACAUGUUCGACCAAGACAACUACCAGUAUUCAGACUCACAAACUGAGCAGUCUGAUCUGCUGCAGCCAGAUUCUCCUGAAGGAAGACACACCGGUGGACUGUGGGGCCGGCGCCACUCGGGGACGGACAGGAGGAGCAAUGAAGGCUCGGCGAUCCAGGAGAAAUGUUACGCUCCUCGCUUCCUGCAAACCCCUCCAGACCUGACGGUGGAGGAGGGACGCUUCUGCAGGAUCGACUUCAAGGUCGGAGGACUCCCAACUCCAGAUGUUUCCUGGUACCUGGACGGGAAAGCCAUCCGUCCCGACGACUACCAUAAGAUGCUGGUGUGCGAGAAGGGGAUGCACUCGUUCAUCAUAGAGAUCGUCACCGUGCAUCACGCCGGCGUGUACGAGUGCGUGGCCAGGAACCGGGCCGGGGAGAGCCGGUUCACCAUGAGACUGGAUGUUCUGGCUCAGGAAGUUCUCCGUCCUCCCAGCUUCGUGCAGAAGAUGCUGAACACUCGAGCUCUGGAGGGGGACUCGGUCCGGUUCGAGUGCAAGGUGGACGCCUCCCCUCCCCCACAGCUGCACUGGAAGAAAGACAAGGACAUGCUGCGCAUCGACCCCAGCAGGAUGAGUCUGUACCAGGACGGCUCGGGACGGCAGUGUUUGCUGAUCGAGAGGGUGGUGAAGGCGGACGCGGGCUGGUACACGCUCUCCGCCAUCAACGAAGCUGGCAUGUCCACCUGCAACGCCAGGCUGGACUCGAACCACCCCGCCUGUCAAAACGGCGCCCCCUGGCUCAAAGACCCUGAAGCUGCUGUCCUCGGUGAGCAUUCCCGCUCUGACGGUGGAGAGCCCCGCCCAGCACACCGCGCCGCUGUACGAGAGCGAGGAGCUGUAAGGUCCCGGCUUCACGCCGCUCCUGCACUUACCCACAUCCAACAGGAGAGGGCGCUUGAAUCCGUAAAGGACAGGUACGCUUUGCUUAGGAGGGACGACAGAACCCCGGAAACAAAGGUGCAAUCAAACCUGAGAUGCUGCUCGCUUGACACUUUUCUAACCCAUCUUUGAAGGGUUCAGGACUCCUGUGGUUCAGUCCUGCUGCAGUUUGUCGUUAGGCCAGAGGAUGGCGUGCUUUUGAAUGUGUUGAAGCUCCAUUUGUACAAACAGAAAGUCUAGUGUGUUUUUGUGAGUCAGACUUUAGUGUUUCCAUCCUCACUUUUCUGCACUCUUUCAUCCUCACGUUGUUUUAGUGUGAAGAAACCUGUCUGAAGGGCGAGUGCUACACCUGAACCAUGCUUUAUAUGAUGGAAGUCAUUUUAACUGGAUUUAAAUAUGAUAUGGAAAGAUUAACUUCACCUUCAUUCUGAAUGGUAGCGAGUUCAGCUCUUUUAACCAGCUGUGAUGAAAGCGUUCAGCUUAGCGGUCUCUGUGCUAAAAGCACAAAUAAAAGUAGAUUUUUAGAAGCG